Cephus cinctus (wheat stem sawfly) is the source of this 2266-nucleotide messenger RNA. It is a transcript of the gene Vps33B, whose product is annotated as vacuolar protein sorting-associated protein 33B. The record is from RefSeq and is a predicted model, not a curated record. The transcript has 7 exons. Bases 464 to 2179 code for a protein of 571 amino acids. NCBI's taxonomy places the organism in Eukaryota, Metazoa, Arthropoda, Insecta, Hymenoptera, Cephidae. Gene Ontology annotation, cellular component: CORVET complex; lysosome. Gene Ontology annotation, biological process: intracellular protein transport; vesicle-mediated transport.
UACACGAUAUACAAUUUUUUAUUGCAUUUAGAAAGUCCUAAUUGAUAUUAUUUGUUUAUAUUAUUUCUUGUAAUUCUUGCUCCAAAAUUGUAUUGAUGGUCCCAUAUAUGAACGAUCCCGUACGGUAAUAUUGAACAGCUGAUCGUGCAACCUAUCCAUUUAGUAUAACCUGCAGGUCUUUUGUAAGACGUGUUCUUUUUGAUUAAAUAAGUUCAAAGUAUCACAUAAAAGAGUUCGUUUUUUAGCUAUGUUUUGGAUAAGAUAUAUUUCAAGAAAUAGUCAAGUAAAAUCAAGCAUGUUCGAUGAAUGCUCAUUAAACUUGCUUGAUUAUUUUGACAUUUAAAUGAUGACACUAAAUAAUGUGCAUGAUUUGUGUAUCGUAUUAUUUUGACGGCGUAUUCAAUGGUAUACAGAACCUUGACAGUUCAGUAACUAAUUGCAACAUCUUUUUCAUCCAAGGCAGAUGCUUAAUGUUUCAAGAAUGGAUAUCACAUUGGAUGACAGACUGGACACGUUCCAACAGAUAAGUCAGAGAAGAUUUAUUGAAAUCUUAGAUUCAAUUCCUGGUCGGAAGGACUUAAUAAUUGAGCAUAAGCUAAUGAAGUUAUUAGAUUGUUUUAUUGGUGUUACUGUACUAAGACGUCAUGGUGUCGACAAGAUCUUUAAAAUGGAGCAAGGACUGAACCCUGCAAACACACAACGUAUUUUUAUUGUAUCUUGUGAUCUCAUUGCCUGUAAACGAGUACUUGAUCAAAUACAGUCUGAACAGACACAGUCAAGAGGUUUAUCCCAUCAUUUACUGGUAGCUCCACUGGUACCUGCAGUUUUAUAUUCACUCAUCGAAGAAGAAGGUCUUGCUGGACUCGUAAGCGUCCGUUCACUGUCCUGGGAAUUAAUACGUAUUGACGAAAAUGUUCUAUCUCUGGAGAUGCCCAUGUUUUCUGAUCUUUACUAUCACAAGGAUGGUGGUCUCUUACCAGCUUUGGCAAGGAGCUUAUGGUCGCUACAACUAUUAUUGGGUCAACCAAAGCUCACAGUAUCCCUUGGAAAAUACAGUAAACAGACACUGACUAUGAUGGAAUCCAUGGAGGAGUCAUUGCCUCAUUCAGGCGUAGAUAAUCAAUUAGGAGCUUUAAUAUUAAUGGACAGAAACUAUGACCUAGCCCCUGCCCUUUUAACACCAGUCACUUAUUUGGGCCUGCUGAGUGAAGUACUUGAAAUAAAUACAGGCACAGCAGUGCUAGGUAAUUCGCAAACAAAAUUAGAUCCCAGGAAGGAUCAUGUCUACAGCGAAGUAAGGGAUAGACAUUUUAGUGAUGUUUUUCCAAUUCUGCGCGGUCAGGCUAAGUCUCUUAAAUCUGAACAGGAAGCUACGCAAACCAUGAAACUGGCAGAAAUGGAACGUUACGUGACUACAAAAUUGCAGAAGACAACAGAAAUAAAGCGACAAUUGUCUUUUCACAUUUCUGCCUGUGAGGCUAUAGUCGGUGCACUAGGAUCAGCAUUUGAAAUUCUUCAGUCUAUAGAGAAGUCUAUACUGGAAUGCCAUGGCAGAAAAGAAUGCUUGGAUUACAUAGAAAAAAAUAUCGACGAUUAUCCCUUGAGGAGCCUCCGUCUUCUGUCUUUACUCUCUAUCACCAGUGAUGGAGCAACGCACUCAGAAUUGCAAUCAAUUCAAAAGUCACAUCUUCAUGCCCAUGGCUAUCAGAAUAUACCAUUAUUCAACAAGAUGGCCAAUUCGGGCCUAUUACGUUACAGAACUGAGAAUUUCCUUCACAAGCUGCCAAAUUGGGCCAGUGAAUGGACCGCAGGAGCACAACGUCUUAAAUUAUUACCAAGUCAAUCAAAACGAUUGGAUCUGAAAGCUCCUAUGUGUCCCAGCUACGUUUACAGUGGCGCAUAUAUCCCAGCUAUAGCACAACUAGCAAACAUCGUCCUAUCUCAAGAUACGGAUCGCAAAAGUUUCGAUGACUUAACAAAUUUACCCGAAUGUACCAUAAGCGGCCUACGUGGCCCGGUGCAACCAAAAACCAUAGUACUUUGUAUUGUGGGAGGGAUAACCUACGGAGAAAUAUCGGCUUGUCGAUUAGUGGAAAAAUCAACAGGCACACGAAUCGUCCUAGCUUCAGAUUCUCUCGUGACAGGAAAUAAACUUAUCGAAACGAUACAAAAUAUAUAAAAGCACUGUAAACACUAUACAUUACACGGUGUAUUUGUUAUGCAGAGAUACUUUCAAAAAGUAUUAAAGUUAUUUUUUUCAAAUGAA